AUGUCGAAUAUAGAGGAUAGGAUCAUUCUUAUGAACUUGUUAAGUCGAAACGGAAUUUUAAUGGAUGUACUUCAUUCUGAAUUUGAUGAACAGCCUGGAACUAUUUUAGAAAAUAAUUUAAUUUCGUCAGACCAAAGUAAUCUGUCUGAUAAAAUUAUGAAUCAUGUUACACUGAAAAUUGAUGUGUCUCACACUGAUCAUGGUCAUUUAAUCGGUCGUUAUGGAUGUAAUAUAAAAGCAGUCGUGAUGAAAACUCUUUGCCAUAUACAUUUUCCAGAUUCAAACAAAAAUAACUUAUCCAAUAAAAGUAAUCAGGUUUCCAUAUCUGGUUCACUGAGAAAUGUUGAAAAAGCUAGGAGAAUAAUAAGGGAUCUACUUCCGAUAACAUUUACUUUCGAAAUACCAUAUUUAAUUAACGAAAAUUUAUCUACCAAUCAAAUUUCACCAUUAAUUCAACAAAUUCAAAUGUAUUUAAGGUAG
Molecule: messenger RNA, 480 nt
Organism: Heterobilharzia americana
Lineage: Eukaryota; Metazoa; Platyhelminthes; Trematoda; Strigeidida; Schistosomatidae
Source: the annotation of a GenBank genome assembly